AUGGGCCCCCCUCCGACAGCUGCCUCUGGCGCGGCCGGGGGUGAACCACGACAGACGCCGGGGACAUCCUCUGCCGUGUCUCAGUCGGCGGCUUCCGGUGGUGGCCUUCCAUCGCCUACGAGCGCGUCUCCGUCCACCUCGUCUGCGCCUCCUGCCGCUUCUUCGAUCUCUCCGCUUAUUGCGGCAAGCUCAUCGACCCCUAGCCCUGCGCCGUACGGUCCACCUCGGGCAGAAGCUAUUCCAGCGCCGUCGACGGUCCCCAGCAUUUCUCCGCCGCCUUCGUCUCCAGCCGGCUCUGGAGCCCCCACCGUGUCGUCCUCUGCGUCUCCAGAGAGUUUGACGAACGCUGGAGACCUACCUUCGUCCCCUGCCCUCCUUCAGCAGGCCCAGCCCGCCGUGAGAGGCGGAGGCCCGAGCCGACACAGAGGCGAAAACAGGACUCGACGUUCCUCGUCAGGUGCUCGCAGCGGCGCGUUGUCGGGACCGGGUGCGAAUUCUGCCUCUGGAGGACCACAGCGUGGUGAUGGGGGGUCUGGGAGGCUCAGUCAGCACCCAGGAAAGGGUGGAAGGGGCGAUGGUGGCCACCAGCAAGCCGAGGUAGCGGCGACCCAGGAGGUGCCGCAUCCAAGGGGGAAUGAAGGAGGCAGCGCCCCGGGUUCUGCCAGCACACCGGCCUUGCCUGAUCCCCCGCCUGCUGCAACUUCGCAGACCGCGGCAGGUGGUAGCCGUCCGCCUCGAGCUCCUCCCCCGGGCGACAAUCGCGGGCCCUCUGGUGGAGGGGGGACGCACCACAAAUGGCGAACUGGUGGUGGCGCCGCCCUAGGUGGGGGCCCGAAUAACGGAAGUCCUGCAAAUCCUGUGAACGCGAAUGCUCAGAAGUUCUACAAAACAAGGCCAUGUCCGUGGUACCUGUACGGACGGUGUAUUCAUGGUGACCAGUGCAGCUGGGCACAUUCUGAGCAAGAGCUUCGGGGCUUUGGAGGCGCUAGAAACCCCGGCGGCGUCUCACCCAGCGGGAAUUUCUCCGCAGGCGGGAGACAAGGAGAUGGCGGGAAGAGUCGAGAACGGACUACAGGGUCAGGCGGGGGGGGCCUUGGCGGUCAGGCCCACGAUGGGCUGGUCUCGACCAGCGGCGCAAGUCUGAAGGGGCCGGGCCUUGAGGGCUCCGACAGUGGAGGCAGCGGAGGGUUCGGACGCGGGCCUCAUGGCGUCCUUGUGGCUGCGGACGCAAGCGACCGAGGGAUGGACUCUUCUCAGGGACACCAUAGCGGAGCUGGAGGCCCCAAAGGCGCGGGGGCUUUAGGUGCAUCUGGCGGCGGACUUGUGGCUACAGAAGCUACGGUUGGUGUGGGGCCGCCCGUCAGCGACCGAACAGUCGGGUCAGAACUCCCGCAUCACCAUGGCGGAAGUACCUGGGGAGGGAGCCUCCGGGGUUCGACUUCCACUGGGUCUUCGUACCACCACCCUCAGCGGCGUUCAGGAGGGGUUGAGGGAGGCGGCGCGGCGAGUGGGAGAAGCGCUGGAGGAAUGCCUCACUACCCUCACCAUUCACAUAGGGAGAGCCGUGAUCUGGCGUCCGACGCCGGGGGUCCACGGUGCCGCGGCACUGGAGUUCAUGUGGGGACAGGAGACCGGCCUCUCCAUGGACAGCAUGCACACGACGGGUCCGGAUCUUCCGUUCUCUCUGAGGCAGGCGCGGUCCAUCCUGGUGGAGGGAAACACCCUGUUGGUGGAGGCACCAUGGGGGGAACACAGACAGGUGGGGCUGGGACUGGGGCGCGCGGAGGCGGUGGUCAUGGCGCGUUCCACUACGGACCAGGAGGGUCCCGCGGUCCCGACAAACGCAAAUCGUGUCCGUACUUAUCGCGGAAGUCCGGCUGCUUUAGAGGUGCCGAGUGUCGCUUUGCCCAUUCGGAGGAAGAGGCGUUGAACGCGACGGGCCGACACCAAACUACGAUGACUGGAUUUGGAGGCCUGAGCGCUGAUGGUUCGCUGCCUGGAAGCAUCAACUCUGGAGGACCACACGCGAGUACCUUCAUGAUGAUGCAGAGAGGCGAUCCCGAUGGCUUAACUCGUCGAGAGGGAUUGGUCGAUCCUGCAGAGGGAUUUCCCACAAGCCAUCCAAAGGUAUCGGAGAACUAUGCAUUGGUUGGUGCGAUGAGUGGUUACGACGGAGCCAGCUUCAUUCAGGGUCCCAGUUUGCCCUCGCAACUCGGGAUGGAGGCAGAGAGAGGUGAUGGCCGAGGUCACGACCUGCCAGAGAAUCGGGCGCUUCGGGCAGCGGGGGGACUAGCCGGGAGUCAGGGCGAGGGGGACAAAAGGGACUUGCCUGCCACGGGGGCAGGAGGAACGACAGCAGGUAGUCGUGACAGAGGUGGCGCUCAUGGCGGAUUUUCGGGGCCUGGAGGAGCCCUGUUGCAAGCAGGACUGGCAUUGACUUCGUUCGAACCAGGAGGAGGAGGGCUAACUGGCAGUGCCGGCCACCCUCACCGCGCUCAGGGGGGCGACACUGCCGCACAAGGUCACCGCGGAACCGGUCCUCACAGUCGACGCGACGAAUCUGGUGAACCAGGCGGCCGAGCGGGUGGAAACGGAGCUGCCUCACCUCCGUCUUCAGGGUCGGCACGGCAGACUCCUGGGAGUCACACGAGUACAGCUUCCAGAGAGCAGUUGCCUCAGCAUCCGACGCCCAAUGCAGUGGCGGCGGCAGCGGUGUCGGCCGUGGCAGGUACACGCCUGCCGCCGAGUCUGGCCUCGAUGGGGUCUUAUUGGCUUCAGAUGUCGCCUGCGGCAGCGCAUCCGCUUCCACAUUCGACUCAGCCUGGCUCAUUAAUUAGCCCUGGUGGACCUGCGGCAUCGUCGGGGCCUCUGGGCUCCAGCUGCGUCCCGCCAUUCGGAGCGAUGGGUUCCACUGCGUCUCAGCAACACGCGCUGAUGAUGGGAGCUGGUGGACCACAUAGUGGGCACCCAGGAAGUGGAAUGCUACCUCCUGGAAACCAACAUGGGCUCUAUUUGGCUCCAGGAACGCCAAUCAGUGGCGCGGGCGCUCCCGGAGGCAGCAGUGGAUUGGUUGGCGUAGUGCCGGUGCCUAUGAUGCAGUUUAUCGCGUCCACGGAGGAGCUCAAUGCAGCAGCGCCUUUGUUUUACGAAGAUUAGGGGAGUGGAAGAUGGCAGAGAAUGGUACGACGGGAUUGAUUUGCAAGAGAAGCCACUUGAGUCAGUGCGUAUCGUGUCUUGUCCGAUGAUUCGAGAUAGUUCCGUACAUAUGUGAUUAUUGUAGCGGGUGGGCAUGGGAAAGACCAGCUCAAGAAACGCCGAUGAAGUGAUCUGUGAAGAGGUGCGUGGGGAGG
Toxoplasma gondii ME49 is the source of this 3350-nucleotide messenger RNA. Its product is annotated as zinc finger (CCCH type) motif-containing protein. The transcript has a single exon. Bases 1 to 3156 code for a protein of 1051 amino acids. Gene Ontology annotation, molecular function: metal ion binding. The record is from RefSeq and is a predicted model, not a curated record. Lineage: Eukaryota; Apicomplexa; Conoidasida; Eucoccidiorida; Sarcocystidae.